Didymosphaeria variabile is the source of this 1398-nucleotide messenger RNA. It is a transcript of the gene PTC2, whose product is annotated as Protein phosphatase 2C 2. The coding region runs from base 1 to 1398 and encodes 465 amino acids. The transcript has 8 exons. Gene Ontology annotation, biological process: protein dephosphorylation. The record is from RefSeq and is a predicted model, not a curated record. NCBI's taxonomy places the organism in Eukaryota, Fungi, Ascomycota, Dothideomycetes, Pleosporales, Didymosphaeriaceae. Gene Ontology annotation, molecular function: cation binding; protein serine/threonine phosphatase activity.
AUGGGUCAGACCCUUUCCGAGCCCGUCGUCGAGAAGAAAUCUCAAAGCGGCGAUGGCGACGACUUGAUUUGGGGUGUGUCCUCGAUGCAGGGAUGGCGAAUCAGCAUGGAGGAUGCCCACGCGUGUAUCCUAGACCUGCAAGCCCUCAGCGAGGAGGGUAAGCCCACGCCUGCAGACAAGCGACUGAGUUUCUUUGGCGUCUACGAUGGUCACGGCGGCGACAAGGUAGCGAUAUACACAGGCGAGCACCUGCACGAGAUCGUCGCGAAGCAGGAAGCGUUCAAAGAAGGCGAUGUAAAGAAGGCCCUGCAAGACGGAUUCCUAGCGACGGACCGGGCGAUACUCAGCGACCCAAAGUACGAGGAAGAAGUCUCGGGUUGUACCGCUUCGGUCGGCAUCAUCUCCAAAGACAAGAUCUACGUGGCCAACUCGGGUGAUUCACGAAGUGUACUGGGCAUCAAAGGCCGGGCAAAGCCCCUAUCGUACGACCACAAGCCCCAGAAUGAAGCCGAGAAAGCACGCAUCCAGGCUGCUGGGGGCUUUGUCGAUUUUGGACGUGUCAACGGCAACCUCGCUCUCUCUCGAGCUAUCGGAGACUUCGAGUUCAAGAAGAGCGCCGAGCUUCCACCCGAACAACAGAUAGUCACCGCCUACCCUGAUGUUGAAAUCCACGACAUUAGUGAAGACGACGAGUUCCUGGUCAUUGCUUGCGAUGGUAUCUGGGAUUGCCAGUCUUCGCAAGCUGUUAUCGAGUUCGUUAGACGCGGUAUCGUUGCGAAGCAGGAUCUUGCAUCUAUAUGUGAGAACAUGAUGGACAACUGUCUGGCAAGCAACAGUGACACUGGCGGUGUUGGCUGCGACAACAUGACAAUGAUCGUCAUUGGUCUUCUGCAUGGACGGACGAAGGAGCAGUGGUAUGAAGAUAUCGCAAAGAGAGUUGCAAAUGGAGAGGGACCUUGCGCUCCGCCAGAAUAUGCCGAAUUCCGCGGACCAGGAGUGCAUCACCGGAUUGAUGAUAGCCCCGAUGACAUCGACAUGGACCUCGAUGGUCGCUUUCAGGGCAACCGUGGAUUGAGUGGUCUCGGUUCUCAUAUUGACUCCUCAGGCGGAGGCGGCCGCAUCAUUCUUCUUGGUGAUGGUACGGAGAUAACGACUGAAGCUGCCGACGCCGACAUGUUCGACAAUGACGAUGAAGAUAGAGACCGCGAUUUUCAAGUCGACCGGUCUAACGGUUCAGCACAGAAUGCACGUGGAGAGACACCCGGGCCGCAAGGCAGCUCCGCGAAAGAGACCACGGAAUCACCUUCAUCUGUCAAGACAGAAAAGUCAGAGGAGCCAUCUGCCGACAAAAAGGAUACUACUGUGCCAGAGAAGCUCACUGAUGUAAGUGAAAAGUAA